AUGGCAUCUACUUCACAUGACCCUAGACUUCUCUACAGCAUCAACAAUGUCCAUGCUUUUCAUGUGCAGGACGGUGAAGAAUCGAGUCUAACACCGUCCGGCCCUCAGACGCUCUCCCUUCUGAUGGUGCCGACGACAGCUUCCAUUACUGAGAACCAGAAUACGCCUUUCCCUUCCGCUCAAGAGACCCCGUCUGAAGAAGACUUCUAUCUCCACUUGCAUCUUCCUCCAGAGCUGGAUCUCGCUCUUCCUGCCACCACCCAGAUUUACCACCAGCCCCCGAGUAGCUAUUUGAUCCCGCGCUGGGACUUGGGACCGGAUGCAGGUGCAUUCAUUCGUAUCCAGUUUCCUGGGAUUGGGGCCGGACCCAAUAAAGUGACACAGGAGGAUAUCGAUACAUUUGAAACCAUUCUCGCCCAAUGCACAGCCUUUCAUGACCGCACCCAGGUCUCGAAAGAUCAUGCCUUGUACAACCCGGCGAGCUUCGCUCCUGGUGAGGGCUAUGUAUCCUCUUCGAAUGCUACGGGACUCCAUGACAAGUCGGAUUCGCACGGGCGGAUUGUGCUCAUCGACGAAGAGAAUGGCAGUGUGGUCGGCGAAAUGGAAGGAUACGAUGUCGUCGAAAGGCCUGACGUUAGGCCGGGUUCGAAAAGACCCGUUCAAAUUCAACUACCUACUGAAGGCGAGGGCAAUCAAGUCAGCGUCAGCAAUGUAUCGGAGGAGUACCUCGCAACCUCGCGGCAUCCUGCAUACAAAGACUCGUCUCUUGUCCAGUCAUCUGCUACGGCCUCCCGUCUGAUUGUUACUGGAUCUACAUAUCUUGCCAACGCAUUGACCAGUGGCGCAGACGCGUUUACAAAAAAGGUUAAGCCCAACCCAAAACCAGCGACAUUUUCAGAGACUACGCAUACUCGAAUCAGGAAAGUUGGAACAUUCUCUAGCGGCGCGGCAGACAUAUCAUCCAAGACAGUCGGGCAAGUCGGCCGGUAUGCGCAGAAUUUCGGAGCUUCUCUAGCCGGUCGCAAGGAUAAUGGAAAAGCUCGUGGCGACAACUCAAGGGUUCCAGCUCACGGCAAGCCAGGUAUCCUGAACAAAUCCUUGAUCGCCUUUUCUACACUGGCGGAUGGCAUUGAACAAGGCGCGCGGAAUGUACUAACGUCUAGUUCCUCGGCUGCCUCUACAAUGAUUGGCCAUCGUUACGGAGCGGAAGCCGGGACGGUUGCUUCCAAUCUGACAGGAGGCAUCAAGAAUGUGGGGUUAGUUUAUAUUGACGCCUCCGGAGUUAGCCGCAAAGCGGUUCUCAAAUCUGUCGCCAAGGGUAUGGUUGUUGGACGUAUGAAGGAUGGACAGCAAGUCGUUGUCGGCUCGGGUGACGGCGGAGAGCUUUCUCCCCAAGGACCGAGUCGCAGUCCAGCGGGCAGAGGGCCAUCUCCUAGCCCAACGCCGCCUCCCGCAUACGGUGCUCCGGGAACGUUCUCGGUUGGCGGGGCAAACAGUCUACAGUUGAUCAAAGAUCAUCAAUAG
Aspergillus mulundensis is the source of this 1524-nucleotide messenger RNA. Its product is annotated as senescence-associated domain-containing protein. The coding region runs from base 1 to 1524 and encodes 507 amino acids. The transcript is spliced from 3 exons. Gene Ontology annotation, cellular component: plasma membrane. The record is from RefSeq and is a predicted model, not a curated record. Gene Ontology annotation, biological process: cell division. NCBI's taxonomy places the organism in Eukaryota, Fungi, Ascomycota, Eurotiomycetes, Eurotiales, Aspergillaceae.